Messenger RNA from Budorcas taxicolor (takin), 1561 nucleotides. RefSeq names its product regulator of G protein signaling 20 (gene RGS20). The record is from RefSeq and is a predicted model, not a curated record. The transcript is spliced from 6 exons. The coding region runs from base 1 to 1125 and encodes 374 amino acids. Lineage: Eukaryota; Metazoa; Chordata; Mammalia; Artiodactyla; Bovidae.
AUGCCCAGGCUUUCCCAAGACAACCAACAGGGCCACCAGAAACAUUUCUCCAGACCAUCGAGGCGGAUACGAUUUCUGCCUCUGCCGUGGGCUGAGGCAUAUAAUGUGAAUGUUCACCAAACCGUGGAAAAUGAAGGAUGUGCCACAGCCACGCACAAUGUCAAGCUCCCAGGUUCGCCCGCUGCCCCGACGCUGCUCAGCCUCCUCUCCGGCACGCUCUCCGGCCUCGCGCGCUUCUUCGCUCUCCUCCUUCGGCGACCCCCUACUGAGGCUCCCCUGCGGCGCCGGGACUUCUCCGCCCUGAUCCCGGCCCUGCCAGCCGCCGGGCUCUCGCCGGGGCAGGAGGAGCGGCCGGGCCGCCUCUCGCUCCUGCUCAGGGCAGCUCUGGCACUGCCUGGCCGACCCUCAGGGGGACGUCUGCCUCGGGAAGUGGACGCCAGCGCCGGGCAGAGCUCGCCCAUACCCCCAAUGGGGUCAGAAUGGAUGGAGAUGCGGAAGCGGCCGGUGUGCGCAGCCCAGGAGCCCGCAGCCUGCGCCCCUGGCCAGCCCGGAGUAGAGAACCAGGGGUCCAACGCUUGCUGCUUCUGCUGGUGCUGCUGCUGCAGCUGUUCUUGUCUCACUGUAAGAAACCAGGAGGAACAAAGGCUUAGAAGGACUUCCUAUGAAGUCAGAACAGAAGACCUUCCCACCUGUGAAGAAAGCCCGGGUCCCACCCUGGAGGAGGCCAGCGCCUGGGCUCAGUCCUUCGACAAGCUCAUGCUCACGCCCGCGGGCAGGAACGCCUUCCGGGAGUUUCUGCGGACCGAGUUCAGCGAGGAGAACAUGCUCUUCUGGAUGGCGUGCGAGGAGCUGAAGAAAGAAGCGAAUAAAGCCAUGAUUGAAGAGAAAGCGAGGGUCAUAUAUGAAGACUACAUUUCUAUUCUCUCUCCUAAGGAGGUCAGCCUGGACUCACGCGUGCGGGAGACCAUCAACAGGAGCAUGGCCGAGCCCUCCCGGAACAUCUUCGAUGAUGCCCAGCUGCAGAUCUACACGCUGAUGCACAGGGACUCAUACCCCCGCUUCACGAACUCCGCUCUCUACAAAGACCUGCUCCGCUCCUUAUCCGAGAAAGCAGUGGAAGCCUAGGAUAUCAAAGAUAUUUAUUAUUAAUAAAAUAAUCCAAGAACUCGUGGGCUCCGUCUAGGACAGGGACUUUAGAGGCGGUAGUGUCUUCUGCUGGUUGUGCUCGGGCUGUUUUAAUAACAGAUGCUUUCUUCUGCAGAAAACUGAUACAUGCACCAAGAAAACUGCAGCCACCUUUCCUGAUCCUUUUGGAAAGACUGGGGUAUGGCUGUGUAGAGAGGUUGUGUAGUUACAUUUACGGUGACAGUAGUGUGUUCUCAAGUGACAAAGGAUACACAAGAAGAUGCCACAUUGCCUUCAAAGGGUACAUCAUGGGAACAAACAGGACCCAGAUUCCCAUUUUAUAAAAAUGUGACCGCUACUUGUAAAAUUGGUACCCUGCUGUAUCUUAGGAUACAUGUAUGUAUUGCUAAAUGUGUAUAUAUGUUUAUGUGUAUCU